UGCGGUUUUAUGUUUGAUGUGCCAGUUGCAGCAGUUUGUGCAGUUCCCAGGGUGAUGCUAAUUGAACUGAUUCCAAUAUAGAGAUGUCCUUGCAGAAUUGGAUGUUACACAAGCUGGUCAAAACACCGAUGUUAACUUUAGCUCCACUGAAAACAGAAAACUAUAAUAUAAUAUAAUUACACCUCUACCCCGAUAUAACGCGGCCCGAUAUAACAUGAAUUCUGAUAUAACGCCGUAAAGCAGCGCUCCGGGGGGGCGGGGCUGCGCACUCCGGCAGAACAAAGCAAGUUCGAUAUAAUACGGUUUCACCUACAAUGCGGUAAGAUUUUUCUGGCUCCCAAGGACCGCGUUAUAUCUGGGUAGAGGUGUAAUAUGUCCAAUUUUAAGGGGACCUGUGCAGUCAGACAUAUUGACCGGACACCAAAAGUCCGGUUAUCAUAAUUUUCUAGUGUUUUCUAGCAUCCUGUAACAAAUAAAACCUGAAAUUAGCAUAAUAUAUCUGUCAAAAAUAUAUUUGAUCGAAUCUUUGAAUAACUUUUUCAGUGCACAACCACAGGCAGUGGGGAGCAACUGGCCUUUAAAGAGUUAAGACCCUAGCCAGCAGGCAUCAACAGUCAGCUAUGUAGUUAGUGUUGUCACGUCCACAGUGUUGACACUGUUGUAUCUAUUGGCUAAACUGUGCUGCAGUCACACUAGUGCGAGGUGAAAUGGCAGAACCCAAAAAGAAAAAGAUUCAAAGGUUGUCCAGUAUGAUCGAUAAAUUCUUCGUAAAUGCUGAUGGCUCCGAAGAACAACACGUAUGCAUGGCUGAAUUGCUUUUAACAUAUCAUGGAGUUAAAUAUCACCACAACUACCGUUCUCAAGAUUGUGGAAAUAAGCUGUACCCCUCCAUUUUCACCGAUUCCAAGAUCGCGUCCAAAAUUCACUGCGGAAGGAGAAAAGCGGAGGCUUUGAUUGAGAAUGUAUUAGCACCCCAUUCAUUGAAACUCACUGUGCAAGACAUUGGAUCAACGUCGUUCUCAAUAGUGACAGAAGCUUCUAAUAAAGGGACAACAAAAUUAUUCCCAGUUGCGGUUCACUACUUUAAUAAAGAUAAGGGAAGCUGCACAUGUAUCAUAGACUUUUUUGAGGAUGCAGAUAAGACAUCAGAGGCAAUUGCAAACAACAUACGAAGUUGUCUUCAAGAUGCUGGUCUGAUACAUGAUAAAAUUGUGGCAUAUGGAGCAGACAACGCAUCAGUCAAUUCUGGAAAACACAAGUCUGUUUUGGUGCACCUAAAACAAAUGUUGGAUUUACCAAACCUUGUGCCAUGGCACUGCAGUGCUCACAUAGUACACAAUACAGCGAAACAUGACUUGAAAAUGCUCUCUUAUGAUGUAGAGAACUUGGUCAUCAAGGUUUUCAGUGAAUCCUCUCCUGUGCAAAGAAUAUUAGUGAACUUAAAGAGUUCCUUCACUUCAUGGAGACAGAAUAUUCAGAAAUCUUAUGCCAUGUACCUACACAUUUUUUAACCCUUUUCACUGCCGUCGACAGGUUACUGAAGAAUUGGCCUGCACUCAAGUCUUACUUUAUGAGCAAAGAGAGGAAACAGUGAGCUGUGCAAUAUGGGCCUUUCUUUCUGAGCAGGAGGACACAGUAUCCAAUGAUGAAACUAUUACGCUUCCCGAGCUGUACAUAUGUUUUGUGCACAACAUUAUGAGCCAAUUUAACAACACGAUAAAGGUUCUUGAAAGUGAUUACAUUCAGGUAACUGACCUGUAUGCUAUAUUCAACAAGCUGAGAAGAGAGAUUCAGAUUCGACAAGAGCAAGGCUUCUAUGGAUACAAGGUGACACAGUUCUUGAAGAAACUGCCGCCUAACGAGCAAAAUAAAUUUGUUGGAGAUGCCCAACAGGUUUACACACGCAUGCUACAGUACCUGGAAAAGUGGUUUGAUUUCAGCGAAAACUCUUUCUAUAUGUUGUGUGCGCCGCUCAGUCUGAAUGGACCUCUUGAACUAGACAAAUUGUGUGCUUUGACUACAAACUUGGACAUUCAAGUGGACGGCGAUGAACUAUUUACAGAAAUGUGUACAUUGAAUGAUGUGCUACCAACCCUAAAGCGUUUGACAAAUGAUACUGAAUUGACAUUGUGUCAGGAGCAACAAGAGCACCAUCAUCAAAUCAAUGUCUCUGAGGUAUGGGUAGAGUUCUUUAAGCACUCGGAGGCCCCGAGCUUACUUAAAAUUGUGCAGCAUGUGCUUGCUAUACCACCCGGCAAUGCAUUUGUGGAACACAUUUUCAGUGUUAUGAAGAACUUGUGGACUGAUGAAAGGAAUCAGCUCAAAGUGGACCUGGUGAAAGCUGAGCUAUUCGUGCACUUCAACUAUAAAAUGACAUGUGCCAAGUUUGCUGGAUUUUUGAAGACAGAAGCAGCUAAAGAGCUUGUGGUGGCAGCAAGAAAAGAACAGAAGUAUAAAUCAGGUGAGGGGAUGAUGAGUGAGAAUGUGGAAGAGAAUCCUCAGCAGGAAGAUCCUGAAACUCAUGUUACAUUAUUGGGAAGAUCUGAAGGGACUGUGUCCUGGAGUCCAGAGCAUGGAAAAGCUGGUGGAUGUCAGCACAGGCCAGAGAGACAGCAGGGAAACCAGUCAGGGAAGAAAGUGGGUAAAUCCAUUCAAUGUGAAGGUGGUUUGAAGAAUCUUAGUAAAAACAUGAUGCACCAGAGAUUCUCCAAUGGGGAGGGAAAAUACACAUGCACCGAGUGUGGGAAAAGCUUCAGUCAGAGUUUACACAUUAUACAUUGCAGAACCCACACAGGACAAAGACCUCAUAAAUGUCUUCAGUGUGGGAAAAGCUUUAUUGACAACCCAACCCUGAAAAUACAUCAGAGAAUCCACAUGGGAGAAAAACCCUACAAGUGCCCUGACUGUGGGAAAAGCUUCAGUGAGAGACCACAUCUUAUUGGCCACCAGAGAAUCCACACCGAAGCAAAAACUUUCAUAUGUUCUCAGUGUGGGGAAACCCUCUGUAACUGGUCAACCUUUCUUAGACAUGAGAGAAUCCACACUGGAGAGAGAUCUAAACCUUAUCGCUGCCUUGAGUGCAGGGAGAACUUCCGUGAUUGGUCAGGUCUUAGUAGGCAUCAGAGAAUUCACACAGGAGAGAACCCUAUAACUGCCUGGACUGUGGAGAAAGCUUCAGUCGGCACUCAAACCUUACCAGGCACCAAAAAGCUCACACUGGGGAGAGACCCUAUAAGUGCCUCAAGUGUGGGAAAAGCUUCAGUCAGAAAUCAACCCGCAGUAGACAUCUGAGAACCCACUGGGGAGAAAGCGAAUAAAUGCCCCAACUAGGACGGGCUGAAGUGAGAUAGACUGGAGCAGUUGAGACUAGCUUCCUUUUGAACUGCCAGCUUUCUGUGUGCUCUAAAAUCCACACGUGGACCUGGAUUGUCUUGAAAAUUGCUGUGCUUCAUCUGGGCCGGAGGCAGAGCGAGUGGUGGGAGGUUGUGGCCGUUUGGUCUAGGGGUUCCUCAGAUACAGCCCCCCAAUAAGAAGCUGCUUUUACCAGUCAGAUUGCUCUGAAACCCUGUGCAAACUUAACUCCCAUGAAAAGCAGGAAAUAGAACAUUAGAGUACAUGCUACCCCCACAACAUAACCUUAACUCUGCCCUCUUUGAGUGAAGUCCCAACAUACCUGUACCACACAUUUGCUCUCUACCUUUGCAGAUGCUGCAGAACACUUCAGGAAUAGAGCACUGGUGAGCAGUGUAGGACAAAUUCGAACACCUUCUGUUGCUAAGGGAAGACUCUGGGGUAGGUCAGGCAUAGUGAGCAGCUCUCACUUACAUUCAAAAACCGAGCCUGCCCCACACAGCCCACCCCAGAACGGCAAAAUGUUCCCAUGGCUUCGCCCAUGCCCUGAGGAUUCCUUGGGAGACGUGGCUUUCACUGACCCCGCAGUGAGCCCCAGAGUCAGAUGGCUGACAGACUCCAUGGCUACAGUCCCUUGUGCAUUUCUACUGGCAGAGCCUGCAGAACUCAGCACUGCAAUGAAGCAUUACUGACCCUUUUAAAGGACACCUGCACCUCUCCUGCUAUCACAGGGACAGCUCUGCCAGCCCGCUCCGGCGAAUCUCGUCCCCAUUCAGUACAGCUACGCCUCACACGGCCAAGGUAGUCAGGUGCCUGCAGAUGAAUUCUAGGAUUCAAAUCUGCGGAAUACAGCACAAGCAAUGGUCCAUCUUCUUAGUCCUUUGUGUCUGCUUAUUAUA
Molecule: messenger RNA, 4250 nt
Organism: Chrysemys picta bellii (western painted turtle)
Lineage: Eukaryota; Metazoa; Chordata; Testudines; Emydidae
Source: RefSeq, a predicted model, not a curated record